UAGAACUUUACCCAGACAUACUAAAUAUAGAUGACUCAUAGAUGUGGAUUGUGUUUCCCGCUGGUAAACAAGUAGCUAAAGCUAGAAAGGAGCAGAAAAAAUACAUAUCACAGAAUCUCUUUUUACUCAGGAAUAGUAAACAUGAAGGUGGACAGGACUGGAAUUGACAUUCCCGUGUAUGACCUGUCAGUGAUACGCAAUCUUUGGGAGGGCCGGGUGAAAAAAUACAAGCAGUAUCAGAAAAAAGAACAGGAAAGGAUCAACAAAAGUGCCCUGGCCAAGAUAAAUCAGCAGUGGCAGUAUCGCAUAAUAUGCAGAAAAAUGAAGACCAACGAAGUCACUGCUCUCCAGUGCUAUCUGGAAAGAUCAGCCUUCACAGAAAUGGGCAUUUUACCCACAGUUCAUACAAGCAUUGACAGUGAAGAAAAGAAAUUCAUUUUUGAGCUGAGUGGAGAUAAAUGGAAGAAACUACCAGAAGAUCUUCAGUAUAUGACUUAUCUGCGAGAAUGGCACAUUCAUAAAACACAAAUUCAAAAGCUGCCUGAAUACAUCGAACAGUUUGUGGACUUGUGUAUCUUAAACCUACCUAAAAACAGACUCACACAGCUUCCAGCUGAGAUAGGAAAACUGGCAAACCUAAAAGAACUGAAUAUGAAUUACAAUAAGUUAUCAAGCAUUCCACCUGAGCUUGGAGAGUGUGAAAAUCUGGAGAAGCUGGAAAUGGCUGCAAAUUUAGACCUCAGUGAACUUCCUUUUGAGCUGAGCAACUUAAAAAAACUUAAACAUCUAGACCUAGCAGAAAAUAAAUUUGCCACUAUACCAGUCAGUGUACUUCGAAUGUCAAGCCUUCAGUGGUUGGACAUCAGUAAGAACAGUCUUCGUGAUUUGCCAGAGGAUAUUGAUAGGAUGGAAGAGUUACAGACAUUGUUCCUCCAUAAAAACAAAUUGAAAUAUCUACCAAUGUCAACAGCAAAUAUUGUCACCCUCAGAAUGCUUGUUGUCAGUGGAGAUGAACUGACCUGUCUUCCUGCCAACCUCACAGAAAAUCCUAAUCUAAAAUUCAUAAAAUUAUUUGAUAAUCCAACAAGCUUGGAUAUCAGUGAGGAUAAGAAAGAUAACACACUCGAGCAGACUGAGCAUGACAAGGAGUUUAUGCAGGCCUAUAUUGACACUCUCAAAGACAGAGGCACACCAGUGUAUGUAUUGUCGCGACGGGCAGAGAGCCGGCGCACACAAGAGGGAAAUCGCUCCUUCUCCAACUGCCGCACCGGCACGACGUGGGCAGCUUCCUGCCGAACAUUCCGCCAGCCGGAAGGACUGCCGCGGCAGGGCGGGACUGACGCGACUCCGUCCAGCGAUUGGCGGACCCAACGGGGAAAUCCCACCACUCAGGCGACGGCGGAGGAGGAUAAAAGGGCGCGCUUCCGGCCGGGAAGCGGAAGAGAAUAUCGUAGCGUCAAGACGGACUCCGUGCGUGUUUGCAGCGAUUCGCAAUCUCCGAUCACGACGGUAACCUCACGCCCCACGCUAAUCUCUCUCUCUCUCUCUCUCUCACCAGGAGGUACAAGCGCGGAUGAGACCGCCGGGUAGUGAGAGUCGCACAUACGGAGGACGCCGGCCCGGGAAAACCCCCGCCCCGCCUCAGGAAUCCCGCCUCCGCCACGAGUAGACUCCGCCGGCCGUCACGCCUCCACAAAACCCCGCACUCAUCCACUUAUAACCCACUCACCUCACCCUAGCCACAAUAAACCACCGUUUGCGAACAUC
Ictalurus punctatus (channel catfish) is the source of this 1767-nucleotide messenger RNA. RefSeq names its product leucine rich repeat containing 2 (gene smim22). Lineage: Eukaryota; Metazoa; Chordata; Actinopteri; Siluriformes; Ictaluridae. The coding region runs from base 142 to 1590 and encodes 482 amino acids. The transcript is spliced from 10 exons. Gene Ontology annotation, molecular function: protein binding. The record is from RefSeq and is a predicted model, not a curated record.